Chroicocephalus ridibundus (black-headed gull) is the source of this 1689-nucleotide messenger RNA. It is a transcript of the gene TNFRSF25, whose product is annotated as TNF receptor superfamily member 25. The transcript has 7 exons. Gene Ontology annotation, molecular function: protein binding. The coding region runs from base 108 to 1382 and encodes 424 amino acids. Lineage: Eukaryota; Metazoa; Chordata; Aves; Charadriiformes; Laridae. Gene Ontology annotation, cellular component: plasma membrane. Gene Ontology annotation, biological process: signal transduction. The record is from RefSeq and is a predicted model, not a curated record.
GCCGGGGCACCCUGCCCGGGCGCUGAGCCGCCCCCCGACACCCCACUGCGCCCGCCGCCCCGCUCCCCUCGCCGCCCCGGCAUGACCCAGCCACAUCGGCCGCAAGGAUGAAGCGCUGCUGCCCGGGGGCGGCUUGGGUGAUGCUGGCAGCGCUGUGGCUGGCAGCGAGUGAAUCGCAGCCCCCGGGGCGCCAGGACGGCGCCGUGCCGCGGGGGCAACGGGACCCGGUGCGGCCGUCCCCCCGCCCGCCGAGGCACGCCGACAGACCCACCUGCCCCGCCGGCAUGAACUGGAUCGAGAGGGUUCGCCGGUGCUGCGCCCAGUGUCCCGCAGGGACGUUCCUGCAGAAACCCUGCUCCAGCCACGGCAACGACAGCGUCUGCUCUGCCUGUACCGCCGGCACCUUCCGCGCCCAGCCCAACACCUUCCCCAAGUGCCAGGCCUGCUACGAGUGCGACCACCACGCUUUCCAGAGCGUGCUGAGCAACUGCUCGGCCACCAGCAACGUCGCCUGCGGCUGCGAGCCCGGCCGCUUCCGCCACUGCCUCGACGGGGGCUGCAGCGAGUUCUCCUGCCUGCCGUGCCAGCCCUGCCCCGGGCGGCUCGUCCAGCGGCCCUGCUCGGAGGCGCAGGACACGCUCUGCGGCGGCUGCAAGCCCGAUUUCUACGCCGACGGCGGCGAGUGCCGGCCCUGCCGCCCGACCCCCCCGGAGACGUGCGGGAAGGAGUGCCAGAGGGCGUGCGGCGGCGGAGGCUCAGGGCUGGAGUACGUGCUGCUGGCGCUCACCGGACCCCUCUUUCUGGGCGCCCUCGCCAUCUACCACAAGAGGAAGCGGCGCCGGCACGACUCCCCGGCCGGCGGAACCCUCCCCGCGGGGUGGGCGGCCCCCGCCACGGCCGGAGCUGCGGUCACGCCGUGGUACCAGGUCAGUGCCCCGGUGCGCGACAGCCCGUGCUGGACCCAGCCGUGCUCCCCCCAGGUGACGGAGCGUCCCGCCGGCACGGCGAGGCGGAGCCCCGAGCACUUGGCCUUGCUGCGGGGGGAGCCCGGCGGCGCGGGCCGGGCGGGUGGCGAGGGGGAGCCCUCCGCCCCCCCGGAGCCCCGCGGGGGGCUGCUGCAGGGCAGCCAGCUCUACGCCGUCAUCGACGCGGUGCCGGUGCGGCGCUGGAAGGAGUUCAUGCGGGUGCUGGAGCUGCGGGAGGCGGAGAUCGAGCUGGUGGAGCUGGAGGUGACCCACAUCCGCGACCAGCAGUUCGAGAUGCUGAAGCGCUGGUGCCAGCAGACCAGCCCCACGCUAGACCGCGUCUUCGCCGCCCUGGAGCGCAUGGAGCUGGCCGGCUGCGCCGAGGCGCUGCGCCGGGCCCUGCCGCCGGGCCCUUGACCCCCCCGGCGCCGCCGCCCCGGCAGAGGGAGGUCCCGGCACCACCCCCGGCUCGGCCAAGCCAUACCCCUAAGUAUUGUUACUUAUGCCGUGUAGACAUUUUAUGUCAGUUUUAUGUCCCCUCCCCUCCCCGCCCGCCCCCCUAUUUAUGUCCCCCUGCUCCCAGGGCCGGGGGGGACCCCGCGCCCCGGCUGCCCGGCCGCUCGCGGGACGAGCGGGCGCCGAGCCCGCCGCGAACCCAUGGGAUAGUUCUCGAGGCCCCCCCGCUGCCGGGCGGGCCUGCCCCCGCCCCAAUAAAGUGGCGUGU